CCAACCAGGCAACCAAGAUUCUUUCAACUCCAUUUCUCACAAUCUCCACCACCAAUUUACAACUUUCAUCACUCCACUUCCAUCCUGGUAAAUGAACCAAACCAACAGUCGGAAACUCUCUUUCAUCCCUUUUCCAUGGGCCUCCUUCCCUUUUAG
This is a messenger RNA of Linum tenue, 156 nucleotides long. NCBI's taxonomy places the organism in Eukaryota, Viridiplantae, Streptophyta, Magnoliopsida, Malpighiales, Linaceae. The record is from the annotation of a GenBank genome assembly.